AUGACGGUUGACACCGAGGAUCCCUUAGACUUCCCUAAACUACCUCACGAGAUUCUCCUCCAUGUAAUUGCACUGUUGGACUCCAAAUCUUUAAUCGCAGCCAUGGGUGUGAACCGCUUCUUCGCCGAUGAGAUUGAACGCAUCAUUUACCGUUCGAUCUCGGUGAGCUCGACAGACGGCCGUCAUGGGAAGAUUCGCGCGGCUCUGGUGAAAAAGCAUCAGCGAACGGCGUACGUUCAGAAACUCGAGAUCAUCAUGGAUAACCCUACGACGUUUACGUCUGAGCUUGUACUCACCACCUUUGUCAAUGUCCGUUCGCUCAGCAUCAUCCCAUCUUCGAAAAACCGAUCUACGCCUGCACUCACUUCGCUCACCCAGUGCACGUUCCCUCAUCUCACUCAUUUCCGCUCUACGUGGAGUUUGAACGAUCCGAGCUUCCGCACUUUCCUAAAGGCACAUUCAUCUCUGAAGCGUCUCGAGUUGGGAAAGUCAUUCUCGACAUUUAUGCUUCCUACGUCGUUCCCGCAGUCAUUGCUUCCCAAACUUGAAGAGCUAGAUGGACACUGGUCAAAUGUUGUCCGUCUUGUGAAAGGUCGACCUGUUUCACGCAUCUCAAUCCGGAGUGCGAACAUGGCAUCCUACGUUCCUCACCAUCGCCUGGAACGGAUCUUGCCAAUCAUUUCUGAUGGUUCGGGUUCGGAGCAUGGAGUUCAGCGACUUGCGGUACACGUGAAGGAGAUCGAUCCCUCAGUCGUAAGUCUCAUUGCACGGGAACUUCCCAAUCUUACUGCGCUGGAGCUCGUGGAUUGUUCACAUAUGGAAUUGGAGGACACCGCCACAUUACUGAACAAGGUGAACGGUAUCGCGGAGGCUAUGCGAGGAUUCAAUGCACUGAAAGAGAUCCGAGUAAGUGGUGUCGUGUUGCCAAGUUCCGCCGUUUCGCGAGAUCUUGCCGAGGUGUUGGGCCGGUUUUCAAGUGGACUUGAACGCUUUGUGAUGGAUAGAUGUACUUGGGUUCGUCGAGAUGAUGGUUGGGAACCUUACUAGAUUGGAGUCUGUCAUCUUUGUUGUCGUGACGAUAUAGAACUAUCCCUGGCUUGGCGCUUCUAGUUACGUUAGUCUUUAUGUGUGAAUCAUAGGCAGUACACAACUUGCAUAGGUUUUGUUCGUUGGCGG
Molecule: messenger RNA, 1176 nt
Organism: Cantharellus anzutake
Lineage: Eukaryota; Fungi; Basidiomycota; Agaricomycetes; Cantharellales; Hydnaceae
Exons: 2
Coding region: 1-1047 (348 amino acids)
Molecular function (GO): protein binding
Source: RefSeq, a predicted model, not a curated record